GGAACGGGGAUAGGCAUGUUGAUUGAGGUAAAAAUGACUUUGAUAAAUGCAGUAGAUGAUUGUUGUUGUUGAUGUUGUCGAGAUACGACGACAGGGACAACUAUAUAUGCUCGUUCGGAGGUGAUGAAGUCAUAGCUGUGAUGAUGUCAUGACCGAAACCGGUUGCUUCAUUCCAAGCCCUAACAGAAUUUGGCAAUCAGCUCUCCUCCACCUUUCAUCCACUCCUACGCAGAUGUGGAUAGACAUGGAUUGACCACUCAAAGAGUCGGAUUCCCCUGGUUGUUCCGAGUUUCAUGGACGUUGCUCGGGCCGGGUCGGUCAUGACGACAUGUUGCCGCCGGCCGAUGCAGGUUCUGCAGGGUCUCUGCACCCUAUUUUACUCAACUUCAUCUCUGCAUCUGUCAAGCAAAUACCUUGCGAGGAAUCAUCUAGAGAUAGUCAUGUCCACCCCUGUUGAGGAGAGACGCCCGUCGCUGCGCCGCGCUAGCACGGUGCACACCAAUGAUUUCGAUGAUUCGUUUCUGGGACGGGUACGAUCGUUCUUUCGCCGGGACCCCCAUGUUGGGGUAGUCAGCCACAAUGAUCUGCGUGACAAGGAGGACCUUGAGAUCCAUACUUGGAAUGGCAAGGAUGAUCCGGACAAUCCGUUCAAUUGGAGCACAUCCUACAAAUGGCUUCUCACGGUUACAGUGUGUUUCAUCUCCAUCCUCACUGGUAUCCCGGCCGGCUCAUACGGCUCCGGCAACAACUGGAUGGAAGAACGGUUCCACGUCCAAAACACGCCAUUUCCAAACCUUUACUGGGCCACAACAUCUUGGAACAUGGGAGCGGCCUUUUGGCCUCUCAUAUUCGUGCCCCUGACUGAAUCCUCCGGUCGCAUGCCCGGCUAUUUUGUCGCCUACAUCAUCCUCAUCAUCUCGCUGUUCCCCUCCGCCUUCGCCCAAAACUACGCCACUCUCGUAGUAACGCGGUUCUUCGGCGGUGGUGCUUCCUCCGUAUCCAUCAACAUCGUCGGCGGUAGCAUCAGCGAUGUCUGGUACGGAGACAAAGCGCGGAGUCUCCCCAUGUCGCUCUUCGGAUUUACCAGUGUGGUUGGAAUUGCCCUGGGACCAUUCAUCGGAUCCGCCAUCGUAGCCAUCCACAAAACUGCUCCGUGGCGCUGGAUCUUCUACAUUCAAAUCAUUUACCUAACGGGUCUUCUUCCUAUCUUCUGGUUCAUCCUGUAUGAAACCCGCGCAGACGUGAUCCUCGUCCGUCGGGCCAAGAAGCUCCGCAAAGAAAAGCAACGCCCCAUCUACGCUGAAGCUGAGCUAGACAACACCAGCGUAUGGCGUCUGAUGCAGAUCUCCUUCGAACGGCCUACACGCAUGCUCCUCACCGAGCCUGUCGUUGCCUUCUUCACUCUCUGGAUCUCCUUUGCCUGGGGCAUCCUGUAUCUCUUCUUCAGCAGCGUUGUCCAGACCUUCUCCGCCAACUACGGCAUGAAUACUUUGCAAACUGGGACCAUUCAGCUGGCGAUCUCCGUGGGUGCGCUGAUCGGCACUCUCGUCAAUCCUCUACAGGACAUCCUGUAUCUGAAGUCGGCGAGACGCAACAAAGAGAAGCCGGGAAAACCUAUUCCGGAGGCACGGUUGUAUACUAGUAUCAUUGGCAGCUUGAUGUUUGCAGGCGGGCUGUUCUGGUAUGGCUGGUCCAGUACUCCUUCUGUGCCUUGGAUCGUACCAACUCUCGGCAUCGGGUGCACCGGUAUUGGCAUCUACAGUAUUUACAUGGCAGUGGUCAAUUACUUGACAGAUGCGUACGAGAAGUACGCUGCAUCAGCUCUGUCUGCGGCAUCUCUAGGACGAAACUCCUUUGGCGCGUUCCUGCCGCUGGCGAGUUACGAGCUAUUCGAGAACCUGGGGUACGGCUGGGCCGGGUCAUUACUAGGAUUCAUUGGGCUAGCACUAUCAGUUGUGCCAGUAGUACUAGUAUGGAAAGGACCCGAGAUCCGACGCCGCAGUCCAUUCAUGCGCGAAGCAACCUGGGGAGCCGACGAGGAAGAUGUCAUAGAGAAAGAGGGUGACGGAGAAGCGACCGUGUAUCGCGACACGCACACAGGGUAUCCCCAACACGAUCGAGAGGAAGACAACCGCGUGUGAUUCUGAUAUCACCACAUAUAUUAAAAGCAUUCAUUACCAAC
Aspergillus vadensis CBS 113365 is the source of this 2182-nucleotide messenger RNA. RefSeq names its product putative MFS multidrug transporter. Bases 294 to 2141 code for a protein of 615 amino acids. The record is from RefSeq and is a predicted model, not a curated record. The transcript has 4 exons. Lineage: Eukaryota; Fungi; Ascomycota; Eurotiomycetes; Eurotiales; Aspergillaceae. Gene Ontology annotation, biological process: transmembrane transport. Gene Ontology annotation, molecular function: transmembrane transporter activity.